Messenger RNA from Populus euphratica (Euphrates poplar), 1121 nucleotides. Its product is annotated as aquaporin AQPAn.G-like. The record is from RefSeq and is a predicted model, not a curated record. Gene Ontology annotation, biological process: transmembrane transport. The transcript has 3 exons. Gene Ontology annotation, molecular function: channel activity. NCBI's taxonomy places the organism in Eukaryota, Viridiplantae, Streptophyta, Magnoliopsida, Malpighiales, Salicaceae. Bases 55 to 975 code for a protein of 306 amino acids. Gene Ontology annotation, cellular component: membrane.
AACUCCCUUGUCGCCUUGAUUAACAAGGUUUCUGGCUAUAGACAGAAGGAAAAGAUGGCUGGAUAUACAGAGGGUGAUGAAGAAAACCUCUUUGGGGCUAAUAAAAUACAUCGUUUUGCCACUACACCAACGGCAGAGGUAGUCGAAAACGAAAAGGGGAUGAAGAAGCAAAAAUCCACUAUAUUGAGCGAGAUAUUGGGCUUGGAAGACCUUGUUUCUUUGACGGUAUGGAGAGCAUCAGUGGCAGAGCUCAUAGGCACAGCUGUUCUUGUUUUUACUUUGGACACCAUCGUUAUUUCAACUAUGCGGAUCGAGACAAAAAUACCAAACCUCAUAUUAUCAAUUCUUGCUGCCAUCAUUAUCACAAUUCUCGUACUAGCUACCUUUCCCAUUUCUGGUGGCCACAUUAAUCCUCUUGUAACCUUCGCUGCCUUGCUAACUGGCCUUGUUUCUCUGUCAAGAGCUAUCAUCUAUGUUUUGGCUCAAUGUGUUGGUGGCAUUUUUGGUGCCCUAGCACUAAAAGCUGUGGUGAACAGCGAAAUUCAAAAAACCUUUUCACUUGGAGGCUGUACCCUCACCAUUGUUGCUCCAGGGCCAGAUGGGCAGACUGUGAUCGGCCUAGAGACAAGCCAGGCCCUUUGGCUGGAGAUAAUUUGUGGGUUUGUGUUUCUUUUUGCUUCAGUGUGGAUGGCCUUCGAUCAACGCCAAGCGAAGGCUUUAGGCCGAGUUAAUGUUUUUAUCAUCAUCGGAAUAGUCGUGGGUCUUCUUGUUUACAUUUCAACCACUGUCACGGCUACGAAAGGCUAUGCUGGAGCUGGGCUGAACCCAGCAAGGUGUUUAGGGCCAGCAAUCGUUAGAGGGGGCCAUCUUUGGGAUGGUCAUUGGGUAUUCUGGGUUGGGCCUGGUAUUGCUUGUGUGGUUUUUGCUCUCUACACAAAGCUAAUUCCACCUCAGCUUUCCCACACAAUAAAAUAGACUAAAACUAUUUUCAAUAACACCUCAAGGAUAUGGAAGAGGAUGGUUAUGUUCAGUUUGGGAAAUUAAGUUCUGUCUAAGUUUGUAUCUGAAUGGAAUUGUAAUAAUAUGAUCAUCAUCAAGAUGUAGAGUCGUCGUCCUUAACU